This is a messenger RNA of Aspergillus calidoustus, 768 nucleotides long. The record is from the annotation of a GenBank genome assembly. Lineage: Eukaryota; Fungi; Ascomycota; Eurotiomycetes; Eurotiales; Aspergillaceae.
AUGGCCGACUUCACUCCAGAAGCUAGCACUCUCGGCUGGGCCCUCCGCCAAAACGGCACCUGCCUCGCACACGAACAAGACUGCGGGGAGACCGUCGCUCCAUACCGCGGCUGCUGCCCAGGCGGCUCGUACUGUCCCCGCGCCUACAACAUCGCCUGCUGUCCGUCGAGCUUGAACUGCACCGAAGCCCUCCAAGCACGUCCAGCCUGCGCGAAUACAACGUGGGAUCUCUAUUACAACGGAGGGUAUUUUUGCUGCGAACAUGGGACGAAAGGGUAUGCAACGAGUUUUGACUCGAACGGGUGUGGGGAGCCGGAGUAUGAGCUUGCGGAGUCGGAGACGCUGUUGUCGAUUAUUUCGCCUGGGACUAUCUCAACAGACCCAAGGAGCACGCCCACCCCAUCUCUGACCCCGAUUACCUUGCGACCGGAACCUACACCUACACAAACACCGACCGCAUCCAGGACUGCCGAGCCAGAAAUCGGCUCCGCAUCGAGCCCCAACUCAGGCGCAAUAGCCGGCGGCGUCCUUGGCGGGGUUGCAGGUCUCGCGCUCAUCAUCGCCGUGGUCUGGUUCCUGUUGCGGACCCGCCGUCGAAACCAGCAACUGCCAGAGUCGGUGAGCACGGUCCGAGAGAUCGUGCAGAAGCAAUACCCCGCAGAUUCGGGACUGGAAUCAGCUGGUACGGACGGACAGGCAUAUCGGGGUGCGGAGCUCGGUGGGAUAUACCAGGGUGUGGCCGAGCUGCCGGGGCAUGAUGGCCGAUAA